This is a messenger RNA of Physella acuta, 1669 nucleotides long. Its product is annotated as L-rhamnonate dehydratase-like. The record is from RefSeq and is a predicted model, not a curated record. Gene Ontology annotation, biological process: amino acid catabolic process; carbohydrate catabolic process. NCBI's taxonomy places the organism in Eukaryota, Metazoa, Mollusca, Gastropoda, Physidae. Gene Ontology annotation, molecular function: magnesium ion binding; hydro-lyase activity.
CACAAAGACAGCUUUGACAAACUUGAUUACAGCUGUUCUUAAUUGUAACAGACUCAACUACAGUUGCUCCUGAACAUCUGGUUCGUGACUAUACAUGCCAGCCUAGAUAAGCUUUAUAAAGCUGCAGAUCUUAUCGUUACAGAAAGCUGCGAGAAACCUUCGCGUUAAGACCAUUCAUAACAAUUUCAUUUACAUUACACACAGACGUUACAGGAUGUCAACAAAAGACUUUCCAAAAAUAAAAUGUGUGCGAGCACUGUGUCAGCAAGGGUCACAGAGUGACCAAGGAGCAGACUGUCAUGACGUGGACGACUCCCAUUGGCUGAACUGUGGGCUGGCGCCAAUCGCGACACCCAUGAGCUGCCACCCGCAGUACUCGGCUACUAGAAAGUCCUGGGGCAUCAACGCCUUGGGGACGUUGGCUGUCGAGGUGGAGGCUGAAGAUGGAACCGUUGGUGUGGGGGUGACGAUCGGUGGGGAGCCCGGAUGCUACAUCGUGGAGAAGCACUUGAGCCGGUUCGUUGAGGGUCAGGACCCACGUGACGUGGAGCUCAUCUGGGACCAGAUGUUUAGGGCCACCAUCAACUACGGCAGGAAAGGGCUGCCCAUUCAGGCAAUCAGUGCGGUGGAUCUGGCUUUGUGGGACUUGCUGGGAAAACUGAGGAAUGAGCCGGUUUAUGCCCUGUUGGGAGGAAAAACGAAAGAUCGUCUGCCAGUCUACUCGACCACCGGACGACCCGACUUGGCCAAAGAGCUGGGGUUUGUGGGCGCUAAAAUCCCUUGCUGCUAUGGCCCAAGCGACGGGGACGAAGGUUUGAAGAAAAACGUCGAGUACUUCAAAAACUGGAGGGAAAAAGUUGGUCCAGAUUUCCCGCUGAGUUUAGACUGCUACAUGGCGCUCACCGCGCCCUACGCUACGAAACUCGCGAAACAGCUCGAGCCUUUUGGGUUAAAAUGGCUGGAGGAAUACCUCCCACCCGACUGUUACCAUGGCUACAAGCAAGUCCGUGACAACCUGAAAGGCUCGUGCGUGAUGCUGACCACUGGCGAACACGAGUACACACGGUACGGCUUUCAGCAGCUUCUGGAAUCUCGCUGUGUCGACAUCAUCCAGCCGGACAUCACGUGGUUGGGGGGUCUAACUGAAGCCAGACGUGUCGUGGCCAUGGCCUCCGCCACCGACACACUGGUCAUCCCCCACGGGUCAAGUGUGUUCUCCUACCACCUGCAGUACGCGUUCACCAACUGCCCGCUGGCCGAGUACAUCAACAUGAGCCACAAGGCAGACCAGAUUGUACCAUACUUUGGUGGACUGUUUCCUGACGAGCCACUACCGAAAGACGGGUUUAUAGAUCUUCCGGACAGGCCAGGAUUCGGUGUGACGUUAAAGAAGGAGGGGCUAAGACGCCCUUAUGCCAGGACAGAACAAGAGUCCCUUCAACAGGCAUUGGCCAACAAAAAUAAACCACUUCCUUUAAAAGCUAAAUUCCCAUUUUAAUCAUUCCUCAUAAGCCAUUAAACAAUUCUACUCUCUGAUAUGGCAUUUCAUUCUUUUUACAAGUAUUGAAAGAUAAACUUCUUUUUCUGCAAACUACUGAAGAUUAUUCAUUUCAAAGUACUCAAAAUAUUGUAUUUGCACUACUAUAUACCAUUAAACUGACAUUUUCUA